Molecule: messenger RNA, 3641 nt
Organism: Limanda limanda (common dab)
Lineage: Eukaryota; Metazoa; Chordata; Actinopteri; Pleuronectiformes; Pleuronectidae
Gene: pld1b
Product: phospholipase D1b
Exons: 25
Coding region: 1-3108 (1035 amino acids)
Biological process (GO): intracellular signal transduction; cell motility; regulation of microvillus assembly
Molecular function (GO): phosphatidylinositol binding; D-type glycerophospholipase activity
Source: RefSeq, a predicted model, not a curated record
AUGCUGCAGCACUCGGAGCCGACCUCCAGCACCUUGACGCUGGUGGCCAACGACAUGACCGACAUCAUGGAGACGCUGGACACCCGCGAGCUGGACCUGGAGGACGGAGAGUACGACACCACGGACACCAACGUGGCAGCCGAGCAUCUGCCCUUCAAGGUGAUCUACCACACGGUGGGCUUCAAGGAGUCCGAGGCCAAAGUCUUCCUGUCGGCUCCCAUCACGGCCAAGAUCCUGGAGGUGGAGCGCUUCACGUCGGCUCAGGACCGCUUCAACGUGACCACGCAGAGGAGCGUCAACAAGUCUCUGCCGGCGGUGUUUAAGAUCGAGCUGAAGCACGGCGAGUUCACGUGGCUGGUGAAGAGGAAGGAGAAGCACUUCAUGGAUCUGCACCGGGAGCUCAGGACGUACAAGACCUUCAUGAGGCUGCCGCUGCCGACUCGCAGCCACACGAUAAAGCGUCAACCGGGCGAGAAGAGUGAAGUGAGGCAGAUGCCGAACCUUCCCCGAGGAGGCGGAGACGAGCUGGCCAGGGAGGAGCAGUCGUCCAGUCGCAGGAAACAAUUGGAAGAUUACUUGAACAAGCUGCUGAAGAUGUCGAUGUACAGGAACUACCAUGCCACGAUGGAGUUCAUCGAUGUCAGUCAACUGUCCUUCAUCCAUGACCUGGGACCCAAAGGCCUAGAGGGAAUGGUGCAGAAGCGAUCGGGCGGGCAUCGAAUCCCCGGGUUGAACUGCUGUGGGCGGAGCAACAUCUGCUACCACUGGUCCAAACGCUGGCUGGUGGUGAAGGACUCCUUCCUGGUCUACAUGAAGCCGGACUCAGGGGCCAUCUCCUUCGUGAUGCUGGUGGACAAAGAGUUCGGCAUCAAGAUGGACUCCAAGGACACGGAGACCACCCAUGGCGUCCGUGUGGACAGCCUGUCCAGGUCUCUGGUGCUGAAGUGCAGCAGCUACCGACACGCCCGCUGGUGGGGUCAGUCGCUCGAAGGCUUCGUCCAGAAGCACGGCGCCGCCUUCCUCAAAGACCACCGCUUCGGAUCCUUCGCCCGGCAGGAAGAGAACAUCCCCGCCAAAUGGUACGUGAAUGGGAAAACAUACAUGGAGGACGUAGCAGAUGCUCUUGAAGAAGCCAAAGAGGAAAUAUUCAUCACAGAUUGGUGGUUGAGUCCUGAGAUCUUCCUGAAGAGACCCGUCGUGGAAGGGAACCGCUGGCGUCUGGAUUUCAUCUUGAAGCGCAAAGCGCAACAAGGAGUGAAGGUGUUUGUGAUGCUGUACAAGGAGGUGGAGCUAGCGCUGGGCAUCAACUCCGGCUACAGCAAGAGGACGCUGCGCCACCUGCACCCCAACAUCAAGGUGAUGCGUCACCCGGACCACUUCUCCUCCGCCGUCUACAUGUGGGCGCAUCACGAGAAGAUCAUCAUCGUCGACCAAUCCGUGGCCUUCGUGAGCGGCAUCGACCUGGCGUACGGACGCUGGGACGACCGGGAGCAUCGGCUGACGGACGUGGGGAGCGUGACGCUGUCUCACCUGGAGCAGGUGAGCUCCGCCCCCUCCACUAACGCCGCCCCCCCCAACGGCAGCGGCGCCGGUUCCCAGAGCAACGGGAAAACCAUCUUCACCGUGACGGACUCUGGGGACCAGCCCAAGCUGAAGAGCCAGGGGAGGAUGAAGAGGACCAAGUUCAGCAUCAGGAGACACCUGCAGAAGCACGGCCUGGCUCAGGCCGACAGCGACAGCGACCUGGAGGCCGAGGAGAUGAGCGGCCCGGUGGGGACGGGCGACGGCGAGCUGCUGGGAAACACACGCUUCUGGCACGGGAAGGAUUACUGCAACUUCGUGUACCGGGACUGGAUCCAGCUGGAGAAACCCUUCGAUGAUUUCAUCGACAGACACACAACUCCCAGGAUGCCUUGGCACGACAUCGCCUCGGUGGUGCACGGCGGCGCGGCGCGGGACGUGGCCCGACACUUCAUCCAGCGCUGGAACUUCACCAAGCUGGUGAAGCCCAAGUACCGCUCGCUGUCCUUCCCCUACCUGCUGCCCAAGUCUCACACCACGGCCGGAGAGCAGCGCUACCAGGUCCCCGGCUGCGUGCCCGCCAGAGUCCAGAUCCUUCGCUCGGCCUCGGACUGGUCCGCCGGCAUCAAGUACCACGAGGAGUCCAUCCACAACGCCUACGUGCACGCCAUCAAGAACAGCCAGCACUUCGUCUACAUCGAGAAUCAGUUCUUCAUCAGCUGCGCAGACAACCGGCACGUGUUCAACAAGAUCGGUGACACCAUCGCUGAGCGAAUCAUCAGAGCGUACAGGGAAGGGAAAAGAUACCGAGUGUACGUGGUGACGCCUCUGCUGCCGGGCUUCGAAGGAGACAUCAACACAGGGGGGGGCAGCGCCAUCCAGGCUGUCAUGCACUUCAACUACAGGACCAUGAACCGAGGAGAACACUCCAUCAUCUCCCAGCUCCGGAAAGAGAUGGGAGACCAGUGGAUGAACUACAUCUCCAUCACUGGUCUGAGGACUCACGCCGAGCUGGAGGGGAAACUGGUCACCGAGCUCAUCUACGUGCACAGCAAGAUGCUCAUCGCCGACGACAACACCGUCAUCAUCGGCUCGGCCAACAUCAACGACCGCAGCAUGCUGGGGAAGAGGGACAGCGAGGUGGCUGUGAUCGUGGAGGACUCGGAGACGGUUGCCGCGGUGAUGGACGGGCAGCCGUACCAGGCCGGGAGAUACGGACUGCAGCUGCGUCUCGAGUGCUUCAGGAUGAUCCUCGGCGCCUUCACAGACGCCUCCAUCGAUGUCUCGGAUCCCGUGAGCGAUCACUUCUAUAAGGAGGUCUGGAUGUCCACCUGCGCUCGGAACGCCACCAUCUACCAGAAGGUGUUCCGCUGCCUGCCGUCCAGCGACGUGCGGAGCAUCCUGGAGCUGGAGGGCUACCUGGCGAAGGAAGGGCUGGAGAAGGAGGAGCCGGCCCGAGCCCGCGAGGAGCUGAGGAAGAUCCGCGGCUUCCUGGUCCAGUUUCCUCUUCAGUUCCUGUCUGAGGAGAACCUGCUUCCCCCCAUGGGCUCCAAGGAGGCCAUGGUGCCGAUGGAGGUCUGGACCUGAGACCUCCUGUGUGUGUUCAUGUGGGAGACACACACAACCUGCCGCCAUUUUGGAGAUUCUGGCGGCUGAAAGAAACAUUGAUUUAUAAACGGUUAUCUUGUCCCGUGGCUCGUAGUCAUGUUUUAACCCUGAGUUCAGACUCGCAGGAGCUUCAACCCAAUCCACAUAAAAACUCUUUAUAUGUUCAGUGAACAACACAGUUUUUCAGUUGGUGAAAUGAGAAGUGAACAGGAAGGAAAGAGGCCUUGUUUUCUUUUAUCAGUUUAUAGAUAUUAUAUUUUACACGGGGUUGUUUCUCAAGAAGUCGCUGUAGGUUUUAACGAUUUAGAAAAUGCAUCUUGUCAGGUUUACUCUCCAGGGCUCCAGAAACUGCACUAGUGAUAAUUCAGCCCCAGUGAUUAGGAACAAAACCGUAGCGUAUCAGUCGACAUUUACACUACGACCUCCAAAAUGGCGUCCGCUGUGUUUGCUUCCGAUUUGUGAAGACGCCUCUGACCUGUCGGUGCCACUGAUAACACAAAUAACAUCACACU